Molecule: messenger RNA, 1524 nt
Organism: Suillus subalutaceus
Lineage: Eukaryota; Fungi; Basidiomycota; Agaricomycetes; Boletales; Suillaceae
Product: major facilitator superfamily domain-containing protein
Exons: 16
Coding region: 1-1524 (507 amino acids)
Cellular component (GO): membrane
Molecular function (GO): transmembrane transporter activity
Source: RefSeq, a predicted model, not a curated record
AUGUCAGUUCGUCCCCUGCUUGGUUCGGUCGACUGCAGUUCCCGCUAUGAGGCCACCUCUAGCAGAGGGAGUGAUGACGGUCCAACUCUUCCUCUAGAUGAAAUUGACAGACCAAUCGUGGAGAAGAGGCUUCUCCUUCUGGUUUAUAUUAUGAAUAUCAUGGACCGUUAUAAUGUAGCGCUCCUUCCAUAUGAUCUUAAACCGCAUGAAGAGGCCAUCAUUAUACCUCUCGAGCUGCAUGAUAGCAUGGGCUGCUAUUACCGGUGUUCAUGGAUAUCAUGCCGCUCUUAUUUUGCGCUUUUUAUUGGAUUCGCAGAGGCGGCAUUCUUUCCCGGAGCUGUAUUCCCUUCUUUCACGAUGAAAAAUGAAUUAGGGUUGCGCACAGCACUUCUUUUUUGCGGCAGCUCCAUCAGUAAUGCUUUUGGUGCUCUUAUUGCGUCGGGAAUUUUAGGAAGCCUAGACGGUGGCUCUUCUUUGUGGAAGGGCGCUUUGACCAUCGUGGUCGCAGUGUCUGCAAUCUGGAUUUUACCAGAUUUUCCUUCAACGCCCAGUGUCUGGCUUUCACCUGAUGAACAGACACUGGCCAAACGACGGAUGGAGGAAGAAAUUCUGGCCAUUGGACACGAAGGCAAGCCCGAAGAGAACUUCUCUGCUCUUGCCGAGGCUCUUGUGGAUUGGAGGUCAUUUUUUUCCCGACCCUAUCCUGCUACAAUGGGUUACAGCGCGACUACUAGCCUUCUGCUCUGCGCACCUCCGUGGAUUCUGGGAACUGCAACCUCAUUUGUUGUGGCCAGGCACUCCGAUGUAACUGGUGAUCGCUUCUGGCAUAUUGUCUGUCCUCUACUUCUCGGUAUCGCUGGGUUUACUGAUGGCAAUUUCUACAAUGAAUACAGCCGUGCGAUAUCUAUCUUUUUCUCUGAUUCCACGAGCUUACGUGCCCCACGCAGAUUCUUCAUGGCUCAGAGCUCAGUUGCCUAUGUUGUCUGUUUGACCUGGGCCAUGAAUACGUUUUCCCAAUCACAGUCGAAACGCGCAGCAGCCAUUGCACUGGUAAACACCAUGGCAGUAGCUGGCUUCAUUAGUUCAUCAUACUUUUGGCCGUCCAGUUGGGGACCUUCAUACGUGAAUUCGUAUCUCAUUUGCAUCUUGGCAAACGUCCUGUGCAUUGCGAUGUGCUGGGUAUUUAAGGGAGCACCUUUCCCGUUGUUUGAGAAACUAAUGUCAGUGGCACAUGAAUUGGAGGAUGGAACGAUUAAUGCAGAUGAAGCUGUUGGAUGGACCGAUGAAGCCCGUAGAUACACCAAGGAAGAAAUUCACGAUGCCUAUCCUAGCACUCGCCGACUAUUCGUCAUCGUCACAGCCGUUACGAACGAGCAGGAAAGAAGGAUGGCAGGGAAAUGGACAGAGACAACAGAGCCCUUCGCGUUGUCUCUUUUCAGGCGCAAGGUCAUAGGAAGGAACGACGACGAGUGGGAGUGGGCCAAGUUGCAAAGUUCCCCGCUGGAAAAAUACCAGUUUGGAUAA